This is a messenger RNA of Meloidogyne enterolobii, 900 nucleotides long. The record is from the annotation of a GenBank genome assembly. Lineage: Eukaryota; Metazoa; Nematoda; Chromadorea; Rhabditida; Meloidogynidae.
AUGGAGCAAAUACCACGUUUAUCGGAGGAUGUUCUCUAUAUUAUUUCUGAAAAAUUACUUUUUAAAAAAUUUUGUGGUCUAGUUGAUUUGCGCACUACAAAUAGCUGUACUCUUUUUAUGUAUCACAGUGCAAGAAAUAUGAGAGCUUUGCUGUCUCAUUUUUCAAAAAUGAAGGAACUUGAGCUUUCAACUUAUUGCAAUGAGUGUAUUAUUUGUUUCUACAAUGAUAAACUUCCAAUUUUUACCGGUCCAUACAUUGUUAGCAAAAAUCUGUUUUCUGGUCUUAUUGAUGCUGGUUUAUUGCGCAUUUCAUCUGUUCAAAUAAAUAAAAUUCUUGGGAAAUUAUCCAAAAUUGAUUUUUCUACAACAAAUAAAAAUAUUUACAAAUAUUUGGUUAAUCAUGAAGGUUUGAUUAUGAAUAUGUUUAUUAGGGUUUCACCGGAUGUUUCGGUUCCGGAAAGUUCCGGUGUUUUUUUAGUUCCGGGAACCGGAAUUCAAAUUGGAUCCGGCACCGGUUUACAAAUUUUUUGCUUAUGGCCAUCUGAAAUUUUCAAAAUUUUCGCCUGCGGCGCUGAAAAAAAAAGAAUAAAUUUGGCUUCUCUUCCAAAAUACAAAUUAUUAUAAAAAUUUAUCGCAUACAACGCUUUAAAUUUAAAACUAGAUGGGCUCCAAAAAAUCAUAAGAUUUUAAGAUUUUUAUGUAGAUAUUAGGGAUUUGAUAUCUUCUGUAAAUAUCAGGGAUUUGAUGUCUAUGGAUCCUUCUUUAUUUCCACAAAACUUUUUAUCGCCUAAUAUCAAACAAUUAUACCCGACAAAUCCGUUAUACUCCACUCUCUAAUCCACAUAUAGCACUUAACAGCCGACAAAUUUUCAGUUCGGUUUCGGUUAACCGAAAGUUUCG